This is a messenger RNA of Penicillium coprophilum, 1632 nucleotides long. RefSeq names its product calcium:cation antiporter. Gene Ontology annotation, molecular function: calcium:proton antiporter activity. Lineage: Eukaryota; Fungi; Ascomycota; Eurotiomycetes; Eurotiales; Aspergillaceae. Bases 1 to 1632 code for a protein of 543 amino acids. Gene Ontology annotation, cellular component: fungal-type vacuole membrane. Gene Ontology annotation, biological process: intracellular calcium ion homeostasis; calcium ion transmembrane transport. The transcript has 5 exons. The record is from RefSeq and is a predicted model, not a curated record.
AUGACCACAGUGCAUGGUUCCAAUAAUAACCUGCAUGACAUCAAUCCUUUCGCUGAAAGCUCGACUGACGAGCAUGCUGCCCUGAACACUUCCUUCGAAUCCGACCCCAGAUCAAGUGGUUCCUAUCCUUGUCAAUAUGAAAUGAGCAGACAAGCCGAGCUGGCCUCUGCAAAUUCAGGCUCAGACAACAACGAUAUCUUCCAUAAAGUGAAAAACUUUCUUCGAAAAGACAAGGCACCAAUUUCCGAUGAUGACGGUGUGUCGGGUUGGCCCCACCAUGGCACACCCUGCAAUCCGAUGUCCAUGUUCAGACAACAGGCACGACAGAUUCUCAGCCCCAGGAUCAUCUUCUCCGGUGCAUUCGCCGCAUCGGCAAUCAUUAUUUCUGAAACCAAAAGCCCGGCGCUUGUAAUAUUCAUCUGGAACCUCCUUGCUAUUGUGCCGCUGUCGAUCACGCUCACAGAAGCCACUGAGAGGAUCUCCAAGGAUUUGGGUGAGACCGCUGGCGCUCUCCUCAACAUCACCAUAGGGAAUCUAGCGGAGCUGAUCAUUUUCACUGCUUUGUUAAAAAACAACAUCAAAGUAGUCCAAUCAUCACUUCUCGGCUCUAUCCUGGUGAACCUCCUGCUUGUUCUUGGGUCUGCAAUUAUAGCAGGCUGUAUCUCUAAGAGUGAUGUGACAUAUAACACGGACCUUACACACUCAUUUGUGGGACUUCUCAAUCUCACAAUAUCCUGCCUUAUGAUUCCAAGCGCGUUCUAUGGCAGUGUGAAAAGCGUUUCUUCUGCUGAUCAUAUGUCAUUAUCCUUCAGCAGGGGGGUAUCGAUCAUCCUCCUCGGCACAUACUUCUUAUACCUUUUCUUCCAGUUCAAAUCACACGCUCACUUGUUCCUCUCCACGCGGCUUCAGACACCACUUCCAACCGAUGAUCACGAAUAUACAGACCUCGAAUCGCAUCCCACCGAUCUCGCAAGCGCAACAAGCAGGGCUCUUCCUCAUCUAGAGAUGCAAGAGGUUCGAUCACGGUCAUGUUCAGUCGACGCACAGACGGCAUCGGCAAUGCCACUGUUCCAUGACGGUCCAUCCGAAGGAAGAACGAGCCUCAACAGACAAACGGAUCCUAUUGGAGACUCUCUGGGAUGUUCCUGUGAUCGCUAUAUCAGAACAUCCAACCGCAUGAUAUCUGUAUCCCUCCUCGCCUUGUCAACAAUCCUCAUCGCUAUCUGCGCAGAAUUCUUCGCCUCAAGCUUCUCAAUCCUCAAUGAACAGGGCGUUCUAGGCGAAUCAUUUGUCGGCUUGAUCGUCAUACCCAUCGCCGGAAAUGUUGCCGAAAAUGUGACUGCGGUUGUUGUGGCCUCGAAAAACCAAAUGGAUCUUGCCAUCAGUGUUGCUCUUGGAUCAGCCAUUCAAAUUGGUCUCUUGGUGUCACCUGCAAUGGUUCUUAUUGGCUGGGCUCUCGACAAGCCCAUGACUUUGCACUUUGACAAGUUCGAGAUGGUCACACUGAUCGGGGCUGUUCUUAUGGUCGAUUUCAUCGUUCUCAAAGGAAAGACCAAUUAUAUGGAGGGGGCUAUCUUAUGUGCCUGCUUUGCAGCUAUCUCUGUUGGCGCAUACUUGUUGCCACUCGUUUGA